Molecule: messenger RNA, 2383 nt
Organism: Onthophagus taurus
Lineage: Eukaryota; Metazoa; Arthropoda; Insecta; Coleoptera; Scarabaeidae
Product: mitochondrial potassium channel ATP-binding subunit
Biological process (GO): oligopeptide export from mitochondrion
Cellular component (GO): mitochondrial inner membrane
Molecular function (GO): ATP hydrolysis activity; ATP binding; ABC-type oligopeptide transporter activity
Source: RefSeq, a predicted model, not a curated record
AUUAUAACCUAAAAAAUGUGUCAAAAUUAAUUUGAAUAACAAAUUAGUUUAAUUAAAUUAAUAAAUAGGAUGAUUGCAACUUUAUAAACUUAAACCAAGAUAAAUAUGUGGAAACUAUUUAAUUGUACCCGUUUAAAUUUAUCAACGUUGUACAGGUCUACAAAUAAAUUUAACAUAAAAUCGAACGUUUAUUUACAAAGAAAUCAUUUUACAAGCCCUAAAAAAUGUACAAAACCAACGAAAACGUCUUUAUAUACUUUUCCACAUAUAACAAAUAUAUGUUUGGUGAUAUCCGGAGGGAGUUUAGUACAAAUUUAUUUAAAUAAAGUUGAUUGCGAUGCUCGUCGCACUCGUAUGUCACAUUAUCGAUCAUCAAAAGAUGAUCAUUUAAGGUUUAAUUGGAGUAAAUUCUGGUCGUAUUUAAAGCCCCAUAUUUGGUAUUUAAUUGCAGCAAUUAUCGGUGCCUUGUUUGUGGCUAUUUUAAAUAUACAAAUCCCACAAUUAAUUGGCCAAAUGAUUGAUGUUGUAAACAGAUUUAACUCUGAAUUAAAAGAUGGUGACAGUUUUAUGGAAGAAAUUAAAGUACCAGCUUUAAAAUUAAUUGGAAUGUAUUUAGGACAAUCUGUAUUUACAUUUUUUUACAUUUACAUGUUAUCAAAUUUAGGCGAAAAAAUCGCAUAUCAUAUGAAAAAUGAUCUUUUUGCUUCCAUUAUACAACAAGAUAUAGCAUUUUUUGAUGAACAACGAACGGGUGAAAUAAUCAAUAGAUUAACAACUGAUAUUCAAGAAUUUAAAAGUAGUUUUAAACAAACUAUUUCUUCUGGUUUAAGAGCAACAACGCAAAUUAUUGGGUGUUCAAUUUCUUUAUUUUUAAUCUCACCACAAAUGACUUUCUUUACAUUACUUUUUGUACCAUCAGUUGUUGUUGUUGGUACAAUUUUUGGAGCUAUGUUACGUAAAGUCUCUAGAAGAGCUCAAGGGCAGAUAGAGAAAACUACAGCUGUAGCUGAUGAAGCGAUCGCAAAUAUAAGAACAGUGCGUGCUUUUGCAAUGGAAGACCAAGAAAUUGAACUCUUCGACGAGGAAACUUGUCUGGCCAUGCAACUAAAUCAAAAAUUGGGACUUGGAAUUGGUUUAUUUCAAGCAGGAACAAAUUUAUUUUUAAAUGGAAUGGUGUUAUCAACUUUAUGUAUGGGUGGUUAUUUACUUUCAACCGCUCAAUUAUCAGGUGGUGAUUUAAUGGCUUUUUUGGUAUCCUCCCAAACGAUUCAACGGUCUUUAGGUCAAAUGUCAUUACUUUUUGGGGCCGUUAUCCGAGGAACAGCAGCGGGAGCAAGAGUUUUUGAAUACAUUGAUUUAGAACCAAAAUUACCUCUUUAUGGUGGCGAAACGAUUCCAUCUCAAUCAUUAAAAGGCGAAAUUGAAUUUAAAAAUGUCACUUUCGUUUAUCCAAGUCGCCCGGAACAAAUUAUUUUAAACAAAUUUAAUUUGAAAAUAAGACCCGGGUCAACUGUGGCGCUUGUUGGUGCUUCGGGAUCAGGAAAAUCGACUGUUGUUGCUUUAAUUGAACGUUUUUAUGACGUAAAUUCUGGGUCGAUAAGCAUCGAUGGAAUUAAUAUCAAAAAUUUAGACCCUUCUUGGUUAAGACAAAAUACGUUGGGAUUAAUUAGUCAAGAACCAAUACUUUUUGGUACAACGAUUUUGGAAAAUAUUCGUUAUGGAAAACCGGGGGCUACUGAUGACGAAGUUAAAGAAGCUGCAAAAUUGGCUAAUGCUCAUAAUUUUAUUACAUCAUUUCCUAAGGGUUAUGAGACUAUGGUGGGGGAGAGAGGAGCGACUUUAUCUGGAGGACAAAAACAACGAGUUGCUAUUGCUAGGGCUUUAUUAAAAAAUCCUAGUAUUUUGGUUCUUGAUGAGGCUACUAGUGCAUUAGAUGCAGAGUCUGAAAAAAUUGUUCAAAGUGCUUUGGAAAAUGCAAGUAAAGGAAGAACGGUUUUGGUUGUUGCUCAUCGAUUGUCAACUAUUAAGAAUGCUGAUUUAAUUGUUGUUUUGAGUAACGGACAUAUUAUUGAGAUGGGUACACAUGAAGAAUUGUUAAGAGCUAAAGGUUACUAUUGGACGUUGGUUUAUCAACAACAAAAUAUUCCAGGUGGAUAAUUCGUAUGUAAGUGAUCGUUAUAAAUUGUUAUUUUGGUUUUUUAUUAAUUUGGUUAAUUUGUUUUUGAUUUUCUUCUUCAAUUAAAAAAGUGUAAACAAUCCUAUGAUAUAAAAGGUUAAAUAAAUUAUAAAUGAAAUUCUAUCUAUAAAAGUCGCCAACAAAAGCCAAGAUUGUUGAAUAGCAUCUUUCAUUGAGCCCUAAAAAAAAUAAAUGGAGUAAAAUUUU